AUGGCACCUCUACUGCCAAGUCUAGCGGCACACGCCCGUAGCUUGCUAUCCGCAGCGAACGACCUCGCCGCCCGCUCGACGACUAAUAUCCCCAGCUCUUCAACGGAUGCUCUACAACAACUAGGGCCCCUGGCCGCCCGCUCAAUUUUAUUAGCACGAGACGACGACAACAAUGGCGAGCAGAAGGUCGACCCGCACAAGGGUGCCGUGCGGCCUCAAGACAUCAACAAUACAUUCGUUUUCGUGUUAUUCGGACUUAUCGGCGCCGCCCUCGUGUGCACCGGCAUCUGGUUUUUCUUCUGGGCUAAGAAUGGUGGCUUCUACUUCAAGGAAGAUGAUUGGGAUGACUACAAGUCCACUGUUCUCCGCCGCAAGGGUCCUAACGGCACUAUCUUAUCUAACGCUACCGCCACCACCCAACUUGGCGGCGGCUCCGUGUACAAAGACGUUGACGACGGCCGCACCGAGUACACUGGCGGUCUAACGCAGAUCUCGGGCGACACAGGAAGCACUCUCACCGGAAUCACAGCAGGCGCCUCUGAUCUCUCCGCACGCGAACGUCGCCGCCAGAAACGCGAACGCAAAGACCGCGAACGCGAGAAGAAAAAGGACCGCCGCAACCGCGACAAAGCCGGCCGUCGCGUCGGCGAAGAUGGCGUCCUAGUCGACGAACAAGCCGAGGCCGAAGCAAAGGACCAACUACGCGCGUACCGCAACGAGAAGGCCGCUCGCGUCGGCGGCAUCAACAAGGAAAGCGAGGGCAGCACCUGGGACGGCUCGACGAACCCCGAAAGCUCGACGGCGGGUAGUGACCUCCACAGCAAUCGGCACAGCAAGCACAGCGAGACCACGGCCGACGGCGCACGACACAAGAGCGGCGGUAUUCGUAAGGUCUACAGCACUGCGGACCGUAAUGCAGAUCGAGAGAAACGUGCUGAGGCCCGGCGCCUGCGCGAGGAAAGCCGUGCCAGCGGUAGUGCUGGCGGUAGCGGCGUGAAACGCGACUACAGUUUCCAGCGCGCUCGAGCGGGCCCGCAGAGCGCGGUAUCGUCGGGGGUGCGGGCAAGCACGAUCGAGGAGGAGCCGAGGGAAAUGGCCGAGAGCAGCGUGGGCGGUCGGUUCCUGCCGCCGCCGAGCGGAUGGGUUCCCAGCGAGGUCAGCGCUGAGAGCGCCGAUACGGGAACUAAGUCGUACCACCAUGUUAUCCCCGGCUUGUCGCCUAGCACGAUAAGCGGCACGGAUGUCAGGGAUUAUGCGGAGAAUAAGGAUAAAGAUAAGAAGAAGAAGCGUGGGUCGAGGGGACAGCGGAGAGAAUAG
Daldinia decipiens is the source of this 1317-nucleotide messenger RNA. RefSeq lists its product as uncharacterized. The record is from RefSeq and is a predicted model, not a curated record. The transcript has a single exon. The coding region runs from base 1 to 1317 and encodes 438 amino acids. Lineage: Eukaryota; Fungi; Ascomycota; Sordariomycetes; Xylariales; Hypoxylaceae.